AUGGACUUCAAGUCAGUGUUUCUCAACAUAGAUUUGAAGGAGGAGGUCUACGUCCACCAGCCGUCGGGAUUCGUCAUCCCCGUCAAGGAGGACAAGGCUACUGGCUUCGAGCAAAGCCCACACGAGGCAGCCGUCUACCGGCAGGGCAACGGAAGCAAUGCCUUGCUGGUGGGCGUCUACGUCAACGACUUGGUGAUCACAGGCACCAAGGACAAGGAGGUGGAAGCGUUCAAGGAGGAGAUGAAGGCCGCCUUCCAAAUGAGCGACUUGGGGCCUCUCUCCUAUCUAGGGAUCGAGGUGCACCAAGACGACCCCGGCAUCACACUUCAACAAACCGCCUACGCCAAGCGCAUCGUUGAGCUGGGUGGGCUCACUGACUGCAACUCAGCUCUUACCCCGAUGGAGGAGAGGCUGAAGUUGAGCCGCGACAGCACGGCUGAGGAGGUGGAUGCUACACAGUUUAGGCGCCUUGUGGGGAGCCUUCGCUACCUCGCCCACACACGGCCGGACUUGGCGUUCUCCGUCGGCUACGUCAAUCGGUUCAUGCAGCGACCGACGAGAAAGCACCAGCAAGCUGUUAAGAUGAUCCUCUGCUACGUCACGAGGACUCUCGACUACGGCCUCCACUACCCGAGGUGUCCCGGGGCGACCACGCUGACAACAUUGACACCAGCAAGAGCAUGA
This is a messenger RNA of Setaria italica (foxtail millet), 684 nucleotides long. RefSeq lists its product as uncharacterized. The transcript has 2 exons. Bases 1 to 684 code for a protein of 227 amino acids. NCBI's taxonomy places the organism in Eukaryota, Viridiplantae, Streptophyta, Magnoliopsida, Poales, Poaceae. The record is from RefSeq and is a predicted model, not a curated record.